UCCACUUUGAUACAUAGAUUAUUUAGAAGUAUAUUUUGCUAACCAUGGUUGCCAUGGAGCUGUCUCGUUUCUCGUUCAGUCGUCAUCGUCCGUUUCUGGCUCGGUGUCCGAGUCGGGCUGAAGCUGCGGAGGCCGUUGCGCUCGGCGAGGACGAAGCACCGGCGACUCCAUGCCGUCUUGGUCGAGAAAUGCCAGCGUCGCCGCUUCGGCCGCAUGGAACACGUGUUGCAGUGCUGGCACGAACGCUUGCCACGUCAUCAACGCCAACUGGCCCAACGACAACACCAACGGUGCCUUGACAACCAAUUCGCACGCUUGGUGAGGGAGGUGGGCCAGCGCUUCGUGCAGCUCCAUGUCGUUGGCGAUGCGCACAACAUCCCCAUCCACAUCCGUGUACUCGAUGUGGCACGUCGACGCCGUAGCGAGGCUGUGCAGCUGAAACAUGAAUGCUACCAAAGAUUGGAGCUCCACAAACGUGAUGUCAGGGGAGAUGGUAGCCCAGUGGCACUGUCCAGACGCGAAAUGACGGAUGCACACGGUGCGGCGGGGCGAGCUUGCUGCCAUGUUCUCCAGUAAUGGAAAAAGGUAUCGAC
Molecule: messenger RNA, 593 nt
Organism: Aphanomyces invadans
Lineage: Eukaryota; Oomycota; Saprolegniomycetes; Saprolegniales; Verrucalvaceae
Exons: 1
Coding region: 214-576 (120 amino acids)
Source: RefSeq, a predicted model, not a curated record